Molecule: messenger RNA, 2240 nt
Organism: Ceutorhynchus assimilis (cabbage seed weevil)
Lineage: Eukaryota; Metazoa; Arthropoda; Insecta; Coleoptera; Curculionidae
Source: the annotation of a GenBank genome assembly
CACCUUCAAUUUAUUUACAAACAGCCAAGCAAAAUAACAAAAGUGAUUUUAAAAUUAAAUAGAAAAACACCUUCUUUAAUUAUUGUCUUAUAAAAUCAAAAACCUUGAAUAAUUCAAUUUAACUCACCUACUACAAAAUUGUUAUUUAAGUUGGAUAAACUAAACUACACAAACCAAUAAUUUGAGGGUGUGUGUGAAAUGUUUACAUUAAUUUGAAUUCAUUAAAUUUCUUUGGCAAUUAUGGAUAAAUUUAGUCCAACAAAAAGUGGUCCAGUAAGCAAUAUCGCUGAGAAUGAAGAACCGUAUCCUAGCUUAUCAGAUUAUCACGACUACGAACCGAAUUUGGAGUUUGACGAUUCCGAAUUGCAACAAACGCCGAAUUCCGGUUCGAUAUCAGCAGAUUUCAUUCACGUAGAACCCAAUGGGGUAAUGGCAAUGGGUACUUCCCCUGUUGCCGAAUUCAUAGACGAAAACUAUGAGGAGGAACUUGCCGAUGCCAGAGAUGAGAAUUUUGACAGUCUUGCCUUCACAACUUCAUCUUAUCCUGAAGUUGGUGAAUCAGUUGGCUUAGAGAAAUUUAGUGAAAUUGCUAAAUACAAUAUAGUAGAUGUAAAAGGCGAUGAUGCAGUGGGAAGAAAGGUGAUUGUGCUUUAUGCUUCCAGGUUGCCACCUGCUAAAGAAAUCGAUCAUGGAUUGUUUUUAAACUACCUGAAAUACACAUUAGAAUCUUAUGUGAAACAAGACUACAGCUUGAUGUAUUUUCAUUACGGGUUGACCAGCAAAAACAAGCCAAGCUUAGGCUGGCUAGUGCAAGCUUACAAAGCCUUUGAUAGAAACUACAAAAAAAACCUCAAAGCUUUAUAUUUGAUACAUCCCACUGGCUUUUUAAAGUUUGUUUCGCAAAUAUUCAAACCAUUGAUUAGUGCCAAGUUUGGCAAAAAGCUAAACUACAUUUACAGCCUCAAGGAGCUAAACGAUGUUGUGUCUUUGGAUAAAUUAGACAUUCCUUAUGAAGUUAUUGAGUACGAUAAAAAAAUGAAUGGCAACUACCCUGUACCAACCGCAACUGAUUCACCUCUAACACCCACUCAACAAUUUGGAGUUACCCUACAAUUCAUCAAAGAUCACUAUAAUGUCACAAUACCUCCAGUAGUCAAACAAUGUGUAGAAUAUCUGGAACAACCAGACGCUUUGGAAACUGAAGGGAUUUUUCGUCGUUCAGCAAACGCCCUUAAAGUUCGGGCCCUUAAAGAUGUGGCCAACAGUGGACAAGCCUUGGUGUUUGAAGACCCUCACGAGGCUGCAGUGCUUCUGAAAAAGUUUCUCAGGGAUUUGAGGGAGCCGUUGCUCACUUUUGAGCUUUAUGAUGAGAUUAUGCAGUUUCAAAGCUGGAGUAAAGAUGAACAACUAAGAAAUGUGUCUAUAUUAGUAAUGGAAAAACUACCAGAGGACAAUUAUAAAGUCCUUAAAUACAUAAUUGGGUUUUUAUCAAGGGUAAUGGAACGUUCAGAUUUGAACAAAAUGAAUGCACAAAACUUGGCGGUGGUGUUUGGACCAAAUUUAGUCUGGUCUGAGCUUGUGUCAAUGUCCUUAGCCGCUAUAGGACCCAUCAAUAUGUUUACCCAAUUUUUGUUGCAGCACAACAAUGAAAUAUUUAUGAUUUAAAUGAGUUAAUAUUAUAAAUGUUGCUAUAUUUAAUUUACUUUUUUGCGCAAGGCAGGAUAAUAUAUUUUUAUACAGUGCUAAUUUAUUUUUCGGCUAUACUACUAGUAAAACAGAAGAUGCAACUUAAAAUUUUAUUAAUUUAAAAAAAAAAAUACUAUAACUAUAUUAUAAUAACCUGAUAUAUUCAAAGGAUUGUCCACUUUAUAAGGAAAAAAAAUAAGAUUUGUGAUAGCUUUUUUUUGUUUUUCAAUAAUGCCCUUUGUAAAAGGGUAGUUGAUAGUUCUUGUGAACCCAAUAAUCGAAUGUUAGGAAUAUACAAAUUUUAUGUAAAGUAAGAACGAAUUAUUAUAAAAUAUUAGUACCUUAUAUAAUUUCAGUCAAAAUACCAAAGACAAAAAUAUUUUUUUUGUAAAAAUCUUGAAUGCAGUUGCCAAGUUAUUGAAAAGAAGAGAGACUUUUGUAAAAUAGCAUUCAUCAGUAUUAGUUUCUAAGACAUUUUUUAUUCCAUAAUUUCAGCUUCUUUCUAAUAAUAAUUUGUUAUUUUAUCUAAUUUAAUAAAAUUUAUGGAUUUAUAA